GGACCAAUCGCCUUGAUCUGCCGCUGAAGCCCCACGACCCGGCUGCCUCGACACCAGCCCGGCCACCAUAGCAUCCGCUGCUCUCUCUCCGUCACCAUCUGUAUCUGCCGACGUCGCCAGCGAUGAGCCACCAGUCGAGGACUGCCCGAAGCCGUGGCCAAAACCAAGUCCAGAGCCAGAGCCGCAGCCAGAGCCUGAGCCAAGUCGCAGGCCAGUCUUACAGCCAGAGCCAAAGCCAAAGCCAAAGCCAGAACCGCUAUGAUCUUCUAUCGGAAGCCCCGCUCCCCUCGGAGGAGGACACCGAUGUCGGCUCGAUGGCCUCGAACAAGCUCUCGAGCGUCAGCUCCAGCAUGCGCUCCCAGCUGGCCUCCACCACCCAAAGUCCUCCCAACCAUGCUCACGGCGGCCCGCGGAUAGGCUUUCCGGGAGGCGACCACUUUGCGCAUUCCGAGCACCACUCGCACGAGUCGCUGCGAUAUCAUCUCGGCAGCUCUCUGACGGCCCUUGCCGCCAACUCUGAAAAGAACCAUGUUGUCGUCGUCGGGAAAAACGUCAUCAAGAUCCUCGGCGUUGCUGGCUCGUCCAUCACGGAAUAUAUGAAUCUGCGAGUUGGAUUCCAGUCGAGUCAAACCUUCCAAUGCAGCGAUGUCCAGUGGGGACGAGGAGAACUGUCCAGCACCAUCGUCGCUGCCACAAUGAGCAACUCGAUUCUCGCCUGGGAUAUUCAGCGGACAAGCCCGAUCAAGUUUGACAGAUCCAUCGCCGACUUUGAUCAAGUUGUCAACCGCCUCUCGUUUCAUCCAACUCAGAAUCGCCUCCUCUUGUGCGGGUCGCAAGACGGCAUCAUUCGGCUCCUCGAUCUGCGCGAACGGUCAUCCCAUGCCACAGCAUUUGAGGGACGUGCCGAAGGAGUUCGGGAUGUGCAGUUUUCCCCUGUCAACGGCCACGAAUUUGCGGCUGCGUUCGAGAGUGGCAUAAUUCAGAAAUGGGAUCUGCGCCAUCAAUCCGCGUGGGUGAAGAAAUGGGCUGCCCACAAUGCAGUUACGCUCUCACUCGACUGGCAUCAUAGCGGCAAGUACCUCGCCAGUGGCGGUCGCGACAAAAUCAUCAAGGUCUGGGAUGCCACCGGUGACGCUCGCAAGCCCGUUGCCAGUAUCCAGGCCACCAUGCCUGUAUCCCGGGUUCAGUGGCGACCAGGCUACGAUUGGCAGCUGGCUUCGUGCUAUCUCAACACGGACAACCGCAUCAAUAUCUGGGAUCUCGGCCGGCCAUUCAUCCCGUAUUGCAGCAUCGAGAAGCCCGACAAUACGACAACCGGGCUCCUGUGGGCGAACGAAGACACAAUGUGGACGUGCUCGAAGGAGCAGUACUUUUUCAGAUUCAACAUUGACAAAUGCAGCGCGCGCCCCUUUGACCAGAUGAGCCGAGUCGGGAUUGCAUGGAGCCCUGACAACACCUUGGCGUUCGCAGCCGACCAGCAUGAGGCCCAUGAGCAGAGUAUCGCCUAUUACCGCCACAAACCGAGUGCGCCGACCAUCCAGCCGCAGCGCCCAGGGUCCGAUGUCGAUCCCCCGCAAAUCCAGGUCUACCACCCCCAGCAGCUCUCCGGAUACAUAGAGCGCUUCGGCUUCGAUUUCGGAAACUUUUCUCUCUUUGCGGAAAGCUACAGACUGGACUCGGAUCCCGAUAAGCUCUACGAAACCUGCGGGCAGAAUGCAAUGAUUUCUGCAAAGGUGGGCCAGCGGACCGCGUGCCAGACCUGGCGAAUGCUGCAGCUCCUCAUUGCAGACCAUGCGGCCGGUGAGGCCUCUCGCUCGAGAGGACGCAACCUCACUGCCCUUCUUGGAGCGGUCCACGAUAUCGAUGAGAGCGACGAGCCCCACAACCCUCUCGGGGACCCGAUGCAGCAGGACCCAUUCUACACCCACGAGGACUCGAGUGUAGCAUGGCUCCCCCUUCCUCAAGACAAAUUGUCGCGCCACAUCGGCAACACCGAUUCGGAGGAGAAUAGCGAAGAGGAGCCGUACGAGCCGCGAGAACGCCACGAACACGAUCAGGACGACGGUGGCGACGAAUACGACGCAGGCCCGUUGCCAUCCGACCCCGAGUCCGGCUCGCCGCUCGGCAAUGCAGACUAUCCUAAAGACGCCUCUAGGCAGAGAAGAAAGGCUGGCAGCCCACGCCACGACGGCAGCAAGCAUCGUGUCCAUGAGCGCGACAGCGAUAAUGACGACGACGACGGCGGAUAUGAAGAAGAUCGCGACGAAAGUGACGAAGGCGAAGGGGCUGAAAACGACAGCCUCUACGAUGGAAAGCGGAUCCCGAUACCUCGCUCCGACCUCGCGGCCGGCAUUGCUGAGUCUUCGACCCCAAACACCACCCGCCUGGCCUUUGGCGACCACUUCGACGUCGGCACUUUGCCUAGCAGCCUCCGGGCCACGCCGCUGCAUUCCCGUCCAACCUCGGCGUCCAAGGCACGGACAAAGCAUUCACGGAGCAGGGAUCGUCCACGCAGCGCUGGACGGGGGAGGCGAACGCCAUCUCCCGUGACCGACGAGCCCCUGCUCCGACGAUCUGGGACGGCCAAAAGCAGUUCGAAGCCGGCGAUACCCGAGUUUAUCAUUCCCGAGUGGGACUGGAAGGACUAUUUGGAAGGCGUGCUGACGUACUAUUCGAAUCUGGGAAACGUCCAAAUGUGUGUCGCACUCUCGUUUGUGAUGGAACAAGUUGUCGAAAUCGACCAGGAGAGACUCAAGCGAUGGGUGUGGGCGUAUAUCGGUAAUGCCAGUGCCCUACCAUCGCAACAGUAAUAUCUGGGCCCUCGACUGCGAUAGCCGUACGGGUGGCUUAUUUUGACGGUAUUUCUUCCAGAUUUGCUCUGUCGUUUUAGAAUGUGGACACUGGCAACAGAAAUCAUC
This is a messenger RNA of Polychytrium aggregatum, 2918 nucleotides long. Its product is annotated as WD40-repeat-containing domain protein. NCBI's taxonomy places the organism in Eukaryota, Fungi, Chytridiomycota, Chytridiomycetes, Polychytriales. Gene Ontology annotation, molecular function: protein binding. Gene Ontology annotation, biological process: positive regulation of TOR signaling. The transcript has 9 exons. The coding region runs from base 123 to 2810 and encodes 895 amino acids. The record is from RefSeq and is a predicted model, not a curated record.